Molecule: messenger RNA, 4507 nt
Organism: Chaetomium strumarium
Lineage: Eukaryota; Fungi; Ascomycota; Sordariomycetes; Sordariales; Chaetomiaceae
Exons: 2
Coding region: 197-4507 (1436 amino acids)
Source: RefSeq, a predicted model, not a curated record
ACCAAACACGGGUUCCCAAGUUGGAUGCGAGCGUCGCGCUUCCUUAGUUGCGCAUCAGGGCCACCACCACCGCUUGCUUCAACACGCACAAAACCAGCGUCAUGCAAUUUGCAGCUGACGUCGAGCCAUCUUCAUCGUGGCAUCCACCGCACCCGCCUCCAAAUCAUCGACGCUUUGAGGUGUCGCAGUCGCCACGAUGCCGCCUGCGCAACAUCCACAGGCAAAGUUCGAUCCGAUCCCCCCCGACCUCGACUUGCACGCGCUUGUCGAGAGAACCCCGAAUUUCCACUGGGUCCUUAGAAUAUCAGCAGCCCAGAUCCGGAACAUUGGGCAACAGGAGUUCGAAAAAUUGGUCUUCCUCCAUGUCAUUCACGGCGGGAAGCCGCUGGUCAUUGAGAGAUGGAACGAUCGGCUGCCCAAGACGCUAUUCAGCGCAAAAUGGCUCGAGGCCACCUACAACAAGAAAGCCGAGAAUGUCCGCGACAUCGUCGCCCAAACCGACAUUCCCAUGACGAUAGGACACUACUUGCGGUCUAUGAAGCAGCUGACGAACCAGUGGACUCCGAACAACUUCCGCGAUGAGCGACGGCAACGGCUCUAUCUCAAAGACAUCGACUGCCCGCCAGAGUGGCAAGAGUACCUUCAAAAAGUCAUCCCUCCGAACCUGUACUACAUGAACGGCAAUGUCGACGAGCGGGCGGCAAAGGGUCGCAGCGAAGAUAUGGAUCUGUUCCAGGAAGGAAAGUCUCCCGCCCCCGCAGGAGAUCUAAUGAGCAGUCUACCCGAAGAGAUGCGCGCCCAGAACCUCAUGUGCUACAUCGGCCACGAGGGCACCUACACCCCUGCACACCGCGAGAUGUGCGCCAGCUUGGGCCAAAACAUCAUGGUUGACGCGUCGGGUGACAAAAAUGGGGAGAAGCCGGGAAGUUCCAUCUGGUUCAUGACCGAGACAAAAGACCGCGAAGUGGUGAGGGAAUACUUCUUGUCCAUGUUGGGCCACGACAUCGAGAUAGAGAAGCAUUUCGCUCAGAUUAACGCUUGGAAGAAAGCGACCUUCCCGGUCUACAUCGUAGAGCAGAAAGUCGGAGACUUUAUUCUUGUUCCUCCCUUGGCUCCCCACCAGGUCUGGAACCGCGGCACCAGGACGAUGAAGGUCGCAUGGAACAGGACAACAGUUGAGACACUACAGCUGGCCCUCUACGAAGCGCUUCCUAAGGCUCGCCUGGUUUGCCGUGACGAGCAGUAUAAAAACAAGGCCAUCAUCCACUACACGCUGGAGAAGUACUACAAGGAGAUGGUGGAGAUGGAAAAGACGGCAGACAUUGGCCUACUUGGGUUUGGCCAAGAUUUGAUCAAGAGCUCGACAAGGAUGAAGCAAAUGGCCGCGGACUUUAAGGCGCUCUUCCGCUUGUAUACCGAAGUUCUUGUCGACGAAAUGUUUGCCACCAAGGAGAAGAAUGUCGACUAUAUCGAGUUCGACUCCAACAUCACUUGCUCGUACUGCCGGGCCAACAUCUUCAACCGCUUCUUGACGUGCAAGCACUGCGUACGCCAGUUGGUCAACGGCGACGAGGACACGUACGAUAUCUGUAUGGAGUGCUACGCCAUGGGCCGUUCGUGUUUCUGUGUCUCGGAGCUCAGCUGGUGUGAGCAGUGGCGCUGGCCUGAUUUGGUAGAUCGCUACGAGACCUGGCGUGCUUUGAUCAUUAAGAAUGACGGCUAUAUCAGCUUCAAUAGCUCCCCGCUCCCGUUGGAGCUGGCGAGAAAGAGAUUUGGCAAGAAGUCAGUCGCUCAGAUUUGCCAGGAGCAACUUCGGAUGCGGCCGUGGAAGGAUAUCACGCAGGUCAAGGAGCCUUCUGAGCCCGAGGAGUCGGAUAUCGAGGUUGACGACAAUGGCCGGCCAGUGAAGAAGAAGAAAAAGAAGCGGGCGAAAAAAGGCGACCUCUACCGCUGCCACGUCUGCCAACACAAAGACUACACGUACAAAGUCGCCUUCUGCUCCUCCUGCCCAGAAGCCUACUGCUACGGGGUGCUGUACCGGGCAUUCGACCUCAUGCCUCAGGAUGUAAUGCAGAACGAGCGUUGGCAGUGCCCUAGAUGCCUCAAGAUCUGCAACUGCGCCGCGUGCCGUCGAGCCGGGAACGGCACUCCUUACAUCCCGAAGACCACCCUCCUCGGACACGACACCCGGCGGAUCGCAGACGAUCGUAGCGUCGACUUUCUGGUCGACUUCCGGGGCCAUAACCUAAUGUGGCUCAAGAGCGUCGGCGAUGAAAGCAGAAGCUUGUCAAGCAAACGCAUGCAGAGGUUGCAACAAGCAGCCGAGGCGGAAAAGGCAAAGCAAGCGGAGCUGGCCGGCCAGGUUCCCGCAUUACCCGACGGAGCAUUGGCGGAAAGCAUGGACGCUGCCAACGGCUACGGUGAUCACAAUGGGGCGCUUGGACCCGGCCCAGCGCCCGCGGGGGAGAUCAGUGCACUCACCGGCACCGGCGAUGGACGCCACCCGAUUGGUGACCGCGCGAAUCACACAGGGUUGGCCAACAUAGUUGCAGUCGCGAGCGAGGAUCAGUCGUCAUAUCCAGACCCGUCGAUGCUUGCCCGCGAACGCAUGCUCGGUAUGGGCUUUUACGAACAGGACGACAGCCCUGACAAGAUUCUCUUCGACCCUUACCAGGCGCCCUCGGCAGAGAGCAUGGCGGUUGAUGACGAGCCCGAGAUGUCGGAGUACCUCAAGAAGCAACUUCGGAUUGCGAAGCGGCGGGCCCGGCGAGAAGAGGAUGAUGACCCCGACUUCCGGGUAGGACAUUCUCACCACAGAAAGAGGCCUAGGCUCGACCCCGAGCUGCAGCGUGAUCCGCAGGAAGUUGCAUUGAGCAACAUGGAUCCGGCCUUAUUUAAUGGUGACGUGGCGAUGCUCGAUAGCAGGACCCCUGCAGACGAAACUCGCCCGGCACAGCCUGAGGCGCCGGCGGAAGGCCCUCAGCAAGCGCCUGGGUUAGCGGAAGCGUCAGAGGACCCCCACGAACCUCGUCCCUAUUCUCCCAAUCGACCGGCUCUCCGACACGCGCGGCCUAAGAUUUCGUACAACGUUGACGAGGAGAACGACGAGGAUGAAUUUGACGAGAUUCUGAUCCCUCGGUCGCAGAGACCCUCUGAAGGUAUCACACGUUACAACCCAGAGGAUGCCAACAAAGAUCCGCUUGAUCUGGCUUCCGCGGCCAUUCUCACAACAGCUGGGGCGAGCAGGUCUACAGUCCAGGCGCCCGACGCACCGCCACCGUCCGGUAAAAAGCGCGGUCGGCCAAAGAAAACCGAGACGCCCGGAAGAAGCGCUGCUCCUAAUCCUGAGCCGGCGGAGAAGUCGAAGACUGAGAGGAGGCGUGGCCGGCCACCUCGAGGCCGCCCUUCGCUUGGGGCGGAACCGGAUAACGAGAAUGACGCUUCUGCCGCAGACCUUAAUGCUCAGCUUGCUCAGCAGCUCGAGAGUUUCGAUGACGAAGGCGAGGUCAUCAACCGGGAACCAGAGGCUACGUCUCCCGCUGAGCCUGCAACACUCGCCGGGACGAGGAGACGUGGCCGGCCACCCCGCAACACACAUCCGGAGAACCAAACGAGGAAGGUGGAAGUGGCUGUGGAACUCCCAUCUCAGCCCUUGCUGUCGAUGGCCGAGAGGAUGAGACUCAAGGGCAAAAAGUUUAAGGUCGGACAGCGCAAGAGUUCCGGUGGUGCAAAUACUGCCACGCCUAACAACGUACCGGCUAGGAAGAGCAGUCCAUCUGCCUCCAACCCGCCCCUGCUGGCUGAAGAAGCAUCCGCUAGUGAGAAGGCAGUCACCGAAGCCAGGAAUAAGCCCAGAAAACUGGUUGCUCGGGAAGGCACGGACAGUGCAGAUGAAGACUUCGAUCCGAAUGCCGAAGAGGUUGUUUCGGAUGAUGUUCGCAGCCCAUCGCCACCGCCACCCGCGCGGGAUGAGCCUGGUUCGUUUACGCAGAGUAUAUCAGGCACUCCAGCUCCAGCUCCCGCUCCCAUUCCAGUUCCUCCUACAGAGGAAGCUUCACCUUCACCUCCCGAACCGUCUCCGCCUGCCGAGCCAUCACCGACUGCAGAGACUUCUCUUCCAGUAGAACCAUCUUCGCCCGCAGAGCCUUCCCCGUCUCCAGUCCGGUCCCCAACCCCACGACCACCGCGGGUCUCUUCCGGCCCGACCAUCGUUAGGCUCAUGGACUCGGACGAAGAAGAUGACUAUGGUGGCAGUGGUGACGACCAGGACAAUGCGAGCGACAGCGUAUCGCAGUCAGGGUCGGCAUAUGAGUCUGGAGGACUGAGUGCCGCGCAGGAGCCUACUGACUCGGAUGACUCGGAUGACGAAGAUAUACCCGCGCGCAAGGAGGACGGAGGCGGACUGGGCUUGGCAAGUCGGGGGAGGGGAACGGCUGUCAGAGGGGGAAGAGGGAGAGGUAGGGGACGGGGACGGGGACGGAGACGGGGAAGAGGCAGGGGAAUGUGA